GGCCUCAUCAUCAGCGCCGUAGCCUGCGGCCACCACCUGCACACCCCCAUGUUCUUCUUCCUGCUCAACCUGGCCCUCACUGACCUGGGCUGCAUCUACACCACUGUCCCCAAAGCCAUGCACAAUUCCCUCUGGGACAUCGGGAACAUCUCCUAUGCUGGAUGUGCUGCACAGGUCUUUCUCUUUAUGUUCUUCAUUUCAGUGGCAUGCUAUAUUCUGACCAUCAUGUGCUACGACCGCUACGUGUCCAUCUGCAAACCCCUGCACUACGGGACCCUCCUGGGCAGCAGAGCUUGUGCCCACAUGGCAGCAGCUGCCUGGGCCAGUGGCUUUCUCAAUGCUCUGCUGCACACAGCCAAUACAUUUUCCCUGUCCCUGUGCCAUGGCAAUGCCCUGGGCCAGUUCUUCUGUGAAAUCCCACACAUCCUCAAGCUCUCCUGCUCAAAAUCCUACCUCAGAGAACUUGGGCUUCUUGUGAUUACUGGCAGUUUAUCAGUGUGCUGUUUUGUGUUCACUGUUUUCUCCUAUGUGCAGAUCUUCAGGGCUGUGCUGAGGAUCCCCUCUGAGCAGGGAUGGCACAAAGCCUUUUCCACCUGCCUCCCUCACCUGGCUGUGCUCUCCCUAUUCAUCAGCACUGCCUCAUUUUCUCACCUAAGGGCCCUCUCCAUCUCCUCCUCAUCUCUGGAUUAGGCACUCUCAAGUCUAUACUUGAUGGUGCCUCAAGCCCUGAACCCGCUCAUCUACAGCCUGAGGAACCAGUAGCUUAAGGUUGCAAUGUGGAUACUGAUGACUGGAUGGUUUAAGAAACAGUAAACCUGUUGCCAAUUUCUGCAAGCCACUUGUAAUAUGAGUCAUCUUUUGUAGUUCUUAGUUUUUGAUUGUGAGGAGUUUUUACCUUUGUUUUAGUCUAAUAAUCUUGUUCACAAAAUAAGGCCAUUGUUUGUGACAUUUUUUUAUCUCUCCACCAUUGCUGUGGCCCCAGACUCUGUCAAUGAGUGGCUGCGUUCUCUGUGGCUUUCAAUGAACUAAAUGAUCUCCAAACAAUGUUUUCAAUGGCGAUCCCCUUUCUCUGGAGCUCCCUUCUGCUCC
Molecule: messenger RNA, 1089 nt
Organism: Catharus ustulatus (Swainson's thrush)
Lineage: Eukaryota; Metazoa; Chordata; Aves; Passeriformes; Turdidae
Product: olfactory receptor 14J1-like
Exons: 1
Coding region: 49-690 (213 amino acids)
Biological process (GO): G protein-coupled receptor signaling pathway
Cellular component (GO): membrane
Molecular function (GO): olfactory receptor activity; G protein-coupled receptor activity
Source: RefSeq, a predicted model, not a curated record